This is a messenger RNA of Somion occarium, 1825 nucleotides long. Lineage: Eukaryota; Fungi; Basidiomycota; Agaricomycetes; Polyporales; Cerrenaceae. The record is from the annotation of a GenBank genome assembly.
CAAAGCUUAGCCAAGGAAAGUAGAGCAAGAUCUGCAUUUCAUGUCAUUGAAGAAUAGGAGAGGGAACGGGGAGUCUGAGAAAGGCAUUCCAUUCCUGAGGAUUGAGUGAACGUAGACCCAAAUAUGGAAGGCAAGUUCAGUGGUGAAUAAAUGAAGCGGCGCUGGAGAUGGCCAUCAUGCUCAGAUCAUGCUUGUUUGCGACCUUUGUGCUCGGCGAGACUUUAAUGGCAAAAGCAUGCAUGAUCCACGGCCGAGGAGCGGAGAAGAUUGGACUUGUUCUGGAGGGGCGACUAGUUGAUGGCUAUCCAUAGCGGGUACUGUGCAUCCCACGGGGGGCCACAGCCAGCCAUUCUUGUACCUUCGGACAGGCUCAGAAUGUCAAAGAACUUCCAGGGUAUCGCACAAUAUGGCAGCAUUGUCAGUCACCAAAGGGGGGCCAACAGAUGCUCUAAUCUCCUCCAUCCGUCAUAUCUCUUUACCCUACAGCCACUCCCGCCGCUCUAUAUAAGACCUGCACUUCUCCUCCUUCCCUCAACUCCAGUUUAUGUGCUUCCCCGGUAAACGUCAGAAAGAUCUCCUUUCCGACGACGCCAAAGCUUCCAAGCCUCCUGCUUCUGCAAACGGUCCUCAGCCAGCCCCUGUAGCUGCCUCCUCUGCACCUGCAACCGAACCAGCUGCACCAGUUCCCGCAACCACCACCACCACAGCAGAAAGCACCAUGUCUAGCCCCAAGAUCGCCAUUGUCAUCUACUCCAUGUACGGCCACAUCGCCAAGUUGGCCGAGGCUGUCAAGGCUGGUGUCGAGGCCAGCGGCGGAAGCGCGACUAUCUUCCAAAUUCCCGAGACCCUCCCACAAGAGGUCCUCACUGCGCUGCAUGCGCCCCCCAAGGCCGACUACCCUGUCAUUACCCCCGACAAGCUUCCUGAGUUCAACGGCUUCAUCUUCGGUAUCCCCACUCGUUUCGGUAGCUUCCCCGCUCAGUGGAAGACGUUCUGGGACCAGACUGGUGGUCUCUGGGGUUCUGGUGCCCUCGCGGGCAAGUACGCCUCCAUCUUCGUUUCUACUGGUACACCCGGUGGAGGACAAGAAUCCACCGUGAUCUCAUCCUUGUCCACUCUGGUUCACCACGGUAUCAUCUUCGUUCCUCUGGGCUACAGCACCACUUUCGCCCAGCUCGCGAACGUCAGCGAAGUUCGUGGUGGUAAGUUCAUCUCUCAUUUACCAAUUCAUCUCGGAUGUCGGAUCCUGAUAACGUGCUUGCUUAGGCUCUCCUUGGGGCGCUGGUACAUUCGCGAACUCUGAUGGCUCCCGUCAACCCACUCCUCUCGAGCUCGAGGUUGCCACCGCCCAAGGCAAGCUCUUCCACCAGACCCUCUCCAAGGUCAAGUUCUAAGUAGACGUGCAUGUUGCGUUUGCCUUGUACCGUGUCUGGGAGAUCUGAUGGGCUUGCUUGCCGCGUGUCGUACAGUUGGACCGGACAUUGAAGUAGACAUAAGUGUACAGUGUACCUGGUAUUAUUUAGUGCAUACAAUUUGCGUCUAAACUUGUUGCUCCCCGGUUCUGGAAUGGUCUUCGAUGGACGCUUCUCAUUGACGUGAGAGGUGCAGUGGACUUUAUAGGGUUGCCUUGAGAAUAUAGUCCGCAUAUAUGAUACUUGCGAGAGUAUCGAACGAGAUCCAUUGGUUCAGAUUGAGACUCGCUAAGCAUGUGCAUCAUGAGACGGUUUGUUGGGCUUAGCUGUACAUGCUUGAUGUGUCUGACAGGUUGAAGAAGUCCUCAACAGUUUCUUUGUCGAAGUUACAUUGUUCGAAACACACUCAAAUC